AUGAACGGGCCAAACUACGACCCGACGGGCAUCGAGUUCUACUCCAUCGACGACCUCUCCUUCUCGUGCGGCACCACCUUGCACGAUGUCCGGGUGGCAUAUCGCAGCUUCAACCCCUCUUCUACGGCGGGCAUCGUCCUGAUCCCGACAUGCUACUCGGGACUCAUCAACACGACAUUCACAUUCACCACCGCCCCCUUUGACGCACUGGCGAAAUACCACGUCGUGGUGGUGGCCAUGCUGGGCAACGGCGAGAGCGCGAGUCCGUCCAACAAGCCCUUCUUCCCGGAGCCGGGCGAGUUGCGGUACGAGGACGUGGUCCGGGCGCAGCACGCCCUGGUCACGGAGCACCUGAAGGCGUCGACGCUGGAGGCCGUGGUGGGGUUCUCGAUGGGCGGGCAGCAGGCGUACCACUGGGCGGUCAUGUACCCGGCGAUGGUCAAGCGGAUCGUGGUGAUCUGCUCGGCGGCGCGGACGUCGCUGCACAAUUACGCGUUCCUGGAGGGGCCCAUCGCAGCGCUGACCAGCUCCAUCGACUACAUCGCGUGGAAGGCGAUGAAGGAGAAAAUCGCGCGUGGGGAGCACGUCGGCAUCAACCUCAAGGAGGUCGUGCCCAAGAAGGGCCUGCGCGCCUUCGCCCGCGCCUACGGUGCCUGGCUGACCAGCACGGCCUGGUUCCGGCAGCGCCUCUUCACCCGCAUGGACGGCCACCCGACCAGCGUCGAGCAGUGGAUGCGCAUGCGUGAGGACGGUUACCUGGGCUGGGACGCCGAGGACCUGCUCGUCAAGGCGCGGAUGUGGCAGAUGGGCGACGUCGGGACUGUGAUGCCCACGCCCGACGGAGGAGAGAAGAAGGUGCUCAGCGAACUCGGCGGCGCCAUCCCGGACGACGACCUUUACAGCAAGGCCCUGGCCAGCAUCCGGGCCCAGGUGCUCCUCAUGCCGUGCCGGACCGACCAGUACUUCCCGCCCGAGGACGCGGAGAUCGAGAUGACGCACCUCCAGCACGGCCGGCUGGCCGUCAUCGAGAGUGUCUGGGGUCACGUCUCGGGGGGUGGGUUGAACCCGGAGGACAGCAAGUUUUUGAAUGCGCAGAUUGCCGAAUUGAUGAAGGGGGGAGGAGGAGACUGA
Fonsecaea erecta is the source of this 1131-nucleotide messenger RNA. RefSeq lists its product as hypothetical. The transcript has a single exon. The coding region runs from base 1 to 1131 and encodes 376 amino acids. The record is from RefSeq and is a predicted model, not a curated record. Lineage: Eukaryota; Fungi; Ascomycota; Eurotiomycetes; Chaetothyriales; Herpotrichiellaceae. Gene Ontology annotation, molecular function: acyltransferase activity, transferring groups other than amino-acyl groups. Gene Ontology annotation, biological process: biosynthetic process.